AGAUGAUAUUUGUUUGUUUGGUUUUUUUUGAAAUUGUUUCUUUUUUUUUUGAAAAGUGGGAGUUUUUUUUCUGCUGUCCGGGACAAAAUAUGGCAUCCAUUUUGAACAGAUUGAAUCCGAAAAUUGAUAUAAAAUCUAAACAACAACAACAACAUCAUCAACAACAUCAACAAUCAAAUCAACUAUUAUUAAAUCCACGAAGUAAUGAUUGGUUUGAUCGUUUUAUAGAAAUUUCAACACAAUUAUGUUUUGAUGAUUUUAAUCCAAAAUGGUUAAUCGAUAUUCAUGCAAACAUUAUUCAUGAUCUUUAUGAUGAUUCAAUUGGUGUAGAAAUACAUUUACAUUUAUUAUCAUUAUUGGAACAAAUGUUUCCAUUAUUUGAUUGUCAAGAAAAAGUUGCCGAAACCUUUCAAACAUUGUUAUCGUUGAUUGAACGAAAUUAUAAAUCUCGACAAAGAACAAUUAUUAUUCCUCGUCUAUAUUAUUGUGCUACAUCUUUGUUGCUGUUUUUCAAAGAUUCGGUUAUCGACUCUGAUCAUAUAUCGAAAUUGUUUUCAAAUUUCUUACGAACUUUACUGACCAAAACCAAUACUGAUCAACAAUCAUUUGAAUAUGAUACAUGUCUUGAUUGUUUGCGAGAAAUUUCCUCUACUUUUCCCGAAAUGUUCAAUGUCGAAAUAUCAAACGAUUUUAAACUCUUACAGCGAGCACCAAAAAAUCUACAAGAAGCAUAUUUUAUGUUACCAUUAUUUGAUUUGGAAAAUAAUUUAGAUAAAAUUCGUAAUCUAAUUCAACAAUUUGAUGAUUAUAUAUCGGAUAUAAAAUUCUAUCAUAUUUGUAUGGAUGUUCAUCAUUUAAUACUUUCCGGAAAAUAUAAUACUGAUAAAUUAUCAUUAUUAAUUUUACGACCAUUUUUAUCAAAAUUUAUAAUUAGUAAUCAAAUUCAUCAGAUACAAUUUGCAUUAAAACUUUUGAUUGAAUUUGGUUUUGAUAUUUAUAGUUCAAGAGAAGAAGAAUUAUUCUUACGACAAAUGGUACAAGCAUCAACAAUACCAUCAAUACCUGUUGGUCAUCGAUUAUUAUUACUGGCUUUUAUACGUAUUGCUUUCGAAUCAAUUUAUGAACCACCAUUAAAUUCACCACCAUUAUCAUUAUUGAAUUCAUUAUAUCCACUUCUGUUUGAUGGCCCAGAUACUCAGGAGAAAAAACUUCAGAUUCUAAAUCAAUCUACAUUCAUAAUAUCGGAUGAUGAAUUUUUCAAUCUAUUCUAUCGUUUUUAUCGUCAAUGUUCAACCGAUAAACGAAAUUAUAUACGUGCCUCAAACGGUCUGUUUCACCUGAUGAAUCAAUCAAUUCGUAAACGAACACAAUUAACCGAUCGUCUUUUACAAUUAUUAUUGGAUAGUUUUUUCAACACACAAUAUCUACAUUAUAUUCGAAAAUUUUCACUAUUCUGUCGUGAUCAUAAAGAAUUGGGUCAAAAAUUGGUCGAUAAUUUUAUUGCCAAAUUAAUGAUGAUGACUAAAGAUCAGGAUAAUAGUAAAAUGGAAAGUUUAAAAAAUUUACCAAUCACUAUUACUAGUUAUAAAGUUUAUAUUGUUUAUUUGGAAUUUAUUGAUUGGUUUCUGUCUGUUGCACAUCGUCAUAUUCGUUUAACAGAAUUUCAAACAGAAUUCUUAAUCAAUUUUAUUCAUCGUAAUAGUUUUCAUUAUACUGAUUCAUCAACAAUGGCAUUACAAUGUUGUACAUCAAUUCUUUAUUAUCAACGUGUUACACAAAAAGUUAAAGGUGCAUUAUUUAGUCUAUUAGAAUGGUUAAGAAAUGAACGAAAAUCUGAUUUGGAAGCAUCAAGUUUAGCACAGAUUUAUCUUUUAGCAUUACGAACAUUAACCGAAGAAUCAAUUAAACAAGUGUUUACAUCGGAUGAAGAAGAAUUUCUACUUUAUCAAACACCAGAAAUAUUUGAACAAUAUUUAUUGAAUGUAAAAAAUACAUUACAACAAUGUCCAAUACAAAUUGAACGAUCUAAAAUCAAUAUUGUUCGACAAAAAUACUGUCAACCACCAUUCAGUAAAAUUAUUUCAUUUGAUUUAUCAUUAGAUCAACAUAGUAGAUUUAAUCGAAUAUUUGCCAUUGAAAUACGGUUUAAAUGUAAACAAAAUAAUAGUUUUGAAAAACUAAUACAAAUACCUUGUUUGGAUGAUAAACAAAAACCGAUUCGAAUUGAUUUACCAAUUGAUUUUCUAAUCAACGAUACAAUCCAGCUUAUUAUUGAAGUAAAAUUUGUUGAUAUACGUGGUAAUAUUUAUGAUCAUCAUCAAAAUCAAAUCGAACCGAUUUCAUUUGAAGAUUUAUUAAUUUCAUUCGAACAAAUCAAUAUCGAUCAAAUUAAAACCAAUAAACAAUGGACAGAACAUUUAGAUUUGAUUCAAACAAUAAUAAUCUGUUUGCCAGAUUAUCAUACAAUACAAUCAUUUAUUGAUCAUCAUCAAUGGCUAGAAUCAUUCAUUAUAAAUGAUGAUUCUAUACAAAAUUCAACAUUGUUGUUUGUGAUUGGUACAACACCCGAUCGAUUAGUCAUAGGAUCAAUCAAAUUAAUCAAUCAAUGUAUAAACAUUGAAUUGGAAACUAAUCAUUAUGGUAUAAUGCCGGCGCUAUUUUCCAGAUUUCGAAAAUAAAUAAUUUCAAAAAGGAAAUUUUGCUUUUGGUGGAGAACAAAAGAAAAACAUUGCAAAAUUUUACAAAUCAAGGAUUUAAUCAUUAUUGGUAAAUGUAAAAAAAAAU
Molecule: messenger RNA, 2784 nt
Organism: Dermatophagoides pteronyssinus (European house dust mite)
Lineage: Eukaryota; Metazoa; Arthropoda; Arachnida; Sarcoptiformes; Pyroglyphidae
Source: RefSeq, a predicted model, not a curated record